Triplophysa rosa is the source of this 447-nucleotide messenger RNA. RefSeq lists its product as uncharacterized. The transcript has 2 exons. Bases 1 to 447 code for a protein of 148 amino acids. The record is from RefSeq and is a predicted model, not a curated record. Lineage: Eukaryota; Metazoa; Chordata; Actinopteri; Cypriniformes; Nemacheilidae.
AUGUUGUGUUCCACUGGUUCUCCUGGUUCUCGGCUUUGGGAUCUUCUCAGUUUUAAUAAAGACAGCGUAAGCACUGACGUCAUAAGAUCUCAUGUGAGGAAUGUGAUGAUUUCAACGUUGACGGUGGUUGUUGUUGGCUCACGCACACACAGGUGUAAAGAAUAUUUCUGCUCAGACGUUGCUGACCCAGGUUACAGUCUGAUAGGACACUGGCUCCUCAACGCUCCACCUCAGGCUAACAGCAAGGUUUGUGUGCUGAGGCUGGAAACGGUUUUCACCAUUGACCAGCAGAGCGAGAAGAACGUCAUCCGAGUGGAGCGUCGCGUGUCUUCAGCUGAAGAUGUGAAGGAUCAGACUUCAGAUGAUGAAGAGAACAGCGUCAGUCCCUCCAGUCCAGUGGAUUUACCCGUCAUAACUGCUGAUAAUCUGGAUUAUGUUAUUUUAUAA